Molecule: messenger RNA, 1037 nt
Organism: Malaya genurostris
Lineage: Eukaryota; Metazoa; Arthropoda; Insecta; Diptera; Culicidae
Product: 3-oxoacyl-[acyl-carrier-protein] reductase FabG-like
Exons: 2
Coding region: 65-835 (256 amino acids)
Molecular function (GO): oxidoreductase activity
Source: RefSeq, a predicted model, not a curated record
GCUGCUCGGAAGUGUAUUGACUAUUGUCACGGCCUGUCCUAGAUCAUAGCUAUUGCGUUGUACAAUGAACUUUAAGGAAAAGGUUAUACUCAUAACAGGAGCCUCGUCUGGUAUCGGCGAAGGAACAGCUAAAUAUUUAGCACGUUUAGGUGCAACAUUGAUACUGACUGGUCGAAAUGAAAAGAAUUUAUGCCAAGUGGGAGCCGCAUGUGAAGCCAUAUCGAAGCAAAAACCACUGCUAUUAGUUGCGGACGUAACAAAGGAGGUAGACAAUAAACGAGUUAUUGAAGAAAUUGUUUCCAAGUUUGGACGAUUGGAUGUGUUAAUUAAUAACGCAGGUAUACUUGGUACCGGAUCGAUCGAAAAUACAAGUCUUGAGCAGUAUGAUGAAAUAAUGAAUACUAAUGUAAGAUCUGUGUAUCACUUGACCAUGUUGGCAGUACCACUUCUGAUUGAAAGCAAAGGUAAUAUAGUGAAUGUUAGCAGUGUUGCAGGCAACCGAUCUUUCCCCGGGAUCUUGGCUUAUGGAGUAUCUAAAGCGGCAAUUGACCAGUUUACUCGUUGUACUGCCUUAGAACUAGCACCGAAACAAGUAAGGGUGAACGCAGUCAACCCAGGAGUUAUUGUUACCGAUAUUCAUAAGCGGGGUGGUAUGGACGAAAAGGCUUACGAGGUAUUCCUUGAAAAAUGUAAGCAAACCCAUGCUCUUGGUCGACCCGGUGAGCCAGAGGAAGUAGCAGCAACAAUUGCUUUUCUAGCAUCAGACGAAGCUAGUUUUAUUACAGGUGUAACACUCAAUGUCGAUGGAGGGCGGCACGCAAUGUGUCCGAGGUAGAACGUGCUGGUCCACAUUAAUCCUUGAAUGAGUUGGGUGGUUUCAAUUCAAAAUACCGGAACCGCUUCAAACCAUCUGACCAGAGAAAGCGAAUUAAAUGGUUAAAAUAUUAGUUGGUCUGAUGUUUAUUGUUAAUCGGUAUAAUAAUCGGUGCCUUAUAAAUAUAUUGAAUACGUUUUCAAAAAGGAUAUGGCCAAACUGA